Molecule: messenger RNA, 3752 nt
Organism: Carcharodon carcharias (great white shark)
Lineage: Eukaryota; Metazoa; Chordata; Chondrichthyes; Lamniformes; Lamnidae
Gene: zranb3
Product: zinc finger, RAN-binding domain containing 3
Exons: 21
Coding region: 106-3618 (1170 amino acids)
Biological process (GO): replication fork processing; DNA repair
Cellular component (GO): nuclear replication fork
Molecular function (GO): ATP binding; nucleic acid binding; zinc ion binding
Source: RefSeq, a predicted model, not a curated record
GGCGGAGCACGCCGGCGCGAUGACGUUAUUGGCUCGGUCUGAGCGCGGUUCUGGGGACCAAUGUGACAAUGUAACAGUUCUUCACUUGGGGAAAUUUGUUCCUGUAUGCAAGUUGAAGAAGCCAUGAAAAAAGUCCAGCAGAUCCAGCAACGCAUUCCCUCUUUAUUCUCUGAGAACAAAUGCUCGGAAGAUGAAUUUGAUACCAUGCUGUUGACACUGCCUGAAAAGCUUAAUCAGAGAUUGCUUCCUUUCCAAAAAGAAGGAAUCAAGUUUGCCAUUGAGAGAAAUGGCAGGUGCAUGAUUGCUGAUGAGAUGGGCCUUGGGAAAACUAUUCAAGCAAUUGCAGUGGCCUACUUCUACAAAAAGGAAUGGCCCUUGCUGAUUGUGGUCCCAUCAUCUCUCAAGUACCCUUGGAUAGAAGAGAUAGAAAAAUGGAUUAUCGAACUGAAUCCACUUGAUAUCAAUUUAAUCGAGUCUAAAAGUGAUAUUGGGAGAAUUCCAACCAGCAAAGUUACUAUCGUGGGUUAUGGCCUUUUAACAACAGAUGCACAGACUUUAGUGGAUGCUCUUUACGAUCAAAAUUUUCAAGUUGUUAUAGUUGAUGAAUCCCACUACAUAAAGUCACGUAUUGCAGCACGAAGCACAAUUUUGGUGCCUAUUGUACAGAAAGCUGCUAGGGCAAUUCUGUUGACUGGAACUCCGGCACUUAGUCGCCCUGAAGAGCUUUUCAUGCAGAUUAAUGCAUUGUAUCCAAGAAAAUUUGGAACAUGGACUGACUACGCCAAGAAGUAUUGUAAUGCUCAUCUUAGGUAUUUUGGCAAAAGAGCUCAGUGGGAUUGCAAAGGAGCCUCCAAUUUAGAUGAGCUUCACCAAUAUUUGAGUAAAAUAAUGAUCCGACGAAUGAAGGAUGAAGUUUUGACCCAGCUGCCUCCUAAAAUUCGACAGCAAAUUCCAUUUGAUUUGUCAAAGGAAGCUACUAAGGAGAUGAAUGGCAGCAUUGAGGAGUGGGAGAAAUUAAUGAGAGAGCUGCAUUUGAGUUCUGCGGAGACAGAUAACCCCUUUGUACAAGUCAUGGGUCUCAUCACUCGCAUGUACAAACAAACAGCUAUUGCAAAGGCAGGAGCGGUAAAGGACUACAUGAAAAUGAUGCUACGUGAUGCAAAAUUGAAGUUCUUGGUUUUUGCUCAUCAUUUAACCAUGUUGCAAGCUUGCACAGAGGCUGCGUUAGAAAGUAAGGCACGGUACAUAAGGAUAGAUGGUAGUGUUCCAUCUUCAGAAAGGAUUCAUCUUGUCCAUCAGUUUCAGAACGAUCCAGAGACUCAAGUUGCAAUCCUCAGCAUCAAGGCUGCUGGACAGGGUUUAACAUUUACAGCUGCUACACAUGUUGUCUUUGCUGAGCUGUACUGGGAUCCUGGUCACUUGUUGCAGGCUGAAGAUAGAGCUCACCGUAUAGGACAGUGCAGCUCAGUUCAUAUUCAUUACCUUAUCGCCAAAGGAACACUGGACUCGCUCAUGUGGAGCAUGUUAAAGCGUAAGACUUGUGUUACAACUAACACAUUAAAUGGAAUAAAGCAACGCUUGGAAGUAGAGCAAGGAGAUAAAGAAAAAUGGGAUUUCUUGAACACUGCAUUGGCCUGGGUGCCAAAUGAAAAUUUAUCAGGAACUGAGGAUGGAGCUUUUUUCACCCAUUUUGAGAAGGAGAAACAACAUGACAUCCGCUCAUUCUUCUCGCCAAAACCCAACUCUUCAGAGAAGCGCAAGAGAACCACUCAAGAUUUGCCAACCAGCCAGUUUUCUGAUAUAAUUGAGCUGAAGAAAUCUCCAGAUUCACCCAAAUUAGUUCAGCAACCACAAGAGGAACUGGAUAAAAUAAAUGCAAGGGAAGCUGGUGAAAAUGAGAAUGAAGAAAAAUGCAAAACAUACAAUGAUGAACUGCCACUAAAAACUAAUUUUGAACCACAUACUAAACGAUUUAAAUAUUUAUGUACACCAGUCCAAAAUUGUGCAAGUACAAAAAAGAGAAAGGCCAAAGGUGUAACGACACCAUCCCCAUUCAAAAUUCAAAAUACUCAACGAUUCCUGGGUGAAACACAACUUACCUCAAGAAAGCUGCCUAUAACUGAAAAAACGUGGAACUGCAAGGUGUGCACAUAUAGCAAUAAUACCUUACUGUCUUACUGCGAAAUUUGUGAAACUCUCAGAGAUAUUGGUGAUCAAAAAGGAGAAAAUCUGUCUUGUCAAGCAAAUUCAAGUGAAAAGGAGUGUGAAGGGAGAACCCAACCUCAGACUGACUGUACUGUCCUAUCUGACCUGGAGAACGAGGAAAAAAAUGAGUCAAAUGCACCUACAGAUCUGAUAAAUAGUGAACAGAUACACAACAGUACAGUGAAAUCUGAGGAAAACCUUGUAUUUGUUGAUAUUGACAAAAGCAGCAAUGCCGUUUCCAUAACCGAAGGAAGAAUGUAUAACACGAAUCAACAGCAACCAGACCAAUCUGAUAUCACUUGUGACAGCAGUGUUCCAGUUUACGAUGGCUUCAUGUUUAGCGCAAGCAAGAAUACUGAUCGAAUAUAUCUCUACACCAAGGAAGGAGAGCCUUUAAACUGCAAUUUUAUUCCUCUGGAUGUAAAGUCAGAGAACUGGGAGGAUUUACCAACGUUCUUUGAUCAGAAAAAAAAUCGUGCAGCGCUUCUGCGAUUUGUACGAGAAUGGCUCAGCUUAACUGCUAUGAAACAAAGAAUAAUUAGGAAAAGCGGCCAGAUUUUCUGCAGUCCUAUUCUUGCAUUCGAAAACAUCUUGAAAGGCCAGCGUGUACAGAGCUGUACGAAAAGAUUUAUAACAAAAGAAGAUGUUGCUGCUCUGUCUCUGAAUAAGACACACUGUGAAGGAGGAACUGUACGAGUUAUAGCAAGAGGGACUACAUUUCAUGACAACAAUAAAAUCAAAGCUUCCAACCAACCAAUUGAGAAAAAUUUAAACAAUGACACAAGUGAAAUCAUUGAGAAUAAAAUCUGCAACAGGGCUUCUGAACUGCCUCGUGCUGAUGAAAUAGCUGGCAUCUCCUUGGAAAUUGGCUAUGUACAAGCUGUAAACAAAGAAGGAAACCCACUUUGUCUUCAUUGUCAACAGCCAACAAUCCAGGUCAGCAAGCAUCAUGAAUCUACAGCUUGGGACACACGAUAUUGCUCCCAAAAAUGUCAGGAAGACUUUUUGGUGCGGUCCAAUCGAUGCUAUAUGAGAUCAAAAGUUUUUGAAGCUGAGCGUGGAAUCUGCCAGCAGUGUGGCCUCAAUGCUCAGCAGCUGUACCUUCGCGUCCGAGAUACGCUGAGGACCCAUCGGAAAGAGCUACUUGAAAAAACAUGGCUGGCGCAGCUUCCACUGGAUCAGUUAAAUGAAAUUAUUUGGAAUCCAACUGAGGGCCAGUUCUGGCAAGUGGACCAUGUGAGACCAGUAUAUGGUGGUGGAGGACAAUGCUCCCUUGAGAAUCUACAGACACUUUGUACUGUCUGUCAUAAAGAGAGAACAGCAAAACAAGCUAAAGAAAGAAGCCAAGCAAAGCGACUUUCCGAUACUUCCAAAUAUGCGUCAGACAUCAGAAGUUUUUUUACAAAGAAAUGAAGAAUAAGUACAAAUAUAAAAUGUUUGCAAACAUAAAAUAUAACUAGCACAGUUAACAGGUACCUAGUUUGUUUUUGUAUGCACUGUGAUUUCUUUUUCGUGUAAUAAUCAUAAAACUCAGCAAAACCUUUUAA